Molecule: messenger RNA, 783 nt
Organism: Ipomoea nil (Japanese morning glory)
Lineage: Eukaryota; Viridiplantae; Streptophyta; Magnoliopsida; Solanales; Convolvulaceae
Product: probable beta-D-xylosidase 6
Exons: 1
Coding region: 1-783 (260 amino acids)
Biological process (GO): xylan catabolic process; arabinan catabolic process
Cellular component (GO): plant-type cell wall
Molecular function (GO): alpha-L-arabinofuranosidase activity; xylan 1,4-beta-xylosidase activity
Source: RefSeq, a predicted model, not a curated record
AUGGAGACUUCUUUACAGCACCGGUACCCACCAAUGGGUCCUGGGUUUGGAAGGGCAUUUCGAAGGGGAGACACACCAUUAUCUCCAACGCUUCUUGAAGAGUGGGUGACGGCCGUUCAAUUAACAUAUGGUCAGACUGGUGGGUGGGAAACAAUGCCCUUGGGCUUGAUCCAUCGAUAUCCAUCCCGGAGGAGCUGUCUCACUGAGAGGCAAUCUCCAGAGUCAUUCACUAAGGUGCCAAUGAAUGACAUGAACAUGGUGGUCGAUUCCUCUCGUGGUUAUCUAGAAAGAACCUAUCGGUUUUACACGAGAGACAAAGUAUACGAAUUUGGGCAUGGACUAAGCUAUUCAAGCUUUAGUCUUGAACUCUUAUCAUCACCAAGCAGGUUAAGCUUAUCUCAAUCUAUCAAAACAAAAUUGAGAAGGAGCAUUCUAAACCGCGGGGGGAACGAGCCCUAUGUUCAUGUGGAUGAAGUGUCAAACUGUGAUUCAUUGGCAUUCUCUGUGCGGGUUUCUUUGAGGAACGACGGAGGCAUGGAUGGAAGCCAAGUCGUGAUGUUAUUUUCUAGAGAGCCGAGGUCUUAUGCAGGAGCUCCGCAGAAACAAUUGAUUGGAUUCGAUCGAGUCCAUGUGUCUGGCAAUGGAGCAACUGAAACAAGCAUUUCUGUAGAGCCUUGCCAGCAUCUGAGCAUUGUGAAUGUGGAGGGGAGCAGAAUAUUGGGCUUAGGUGAUCAUAUUCUGAGUUUAGAAGAGAUAGAGCAUGUUGUUUUAGUUGAAAUAUGA